Messenger RNA from Trichogramma pretiosum, 8281 nucleotides. RefSeq names its product putative aminopeptidase-2. Gene Ontology annotation, molecular function: zinc ion binding; peptide binding; metalloaminopeptidase activity. Lineage: Eukaryota; Metazoa; Arthropoda; Insecta; Hymenoptera; Trichogrammatidae. The transcript has 28 exons. Bases 247 to 8223 code for a protein of 2658 amino acids. Gene Ontology annotation, cellular component: cytoplasm. Gene Ontology annotation, biological process: proteolysis; peptide catabolic process. The record is from RefSeq and is a predicted model, not a curated record.
UUAUAUCCAAGGCACGGUGCAAAGGACUUUUCAGUUGGUAAUCGCCACGCGAACAAGCUCGCAUCUCUCGCUCUCCCUGUUUGAGAGUCGCGGCGAGGAGAUUUUUUAUUCGACAUAGCAUUGGAAGUGCUACAUUGUGCGCGCUGUGCAUAGGUUGAAAAAACGUUUUUUUAGCUCCAACGAUGCGGUAAUAUUCGUUCAAAAGAAAUAUAUUAAAAUUUCGUAGUUGAAACGAGGGUUCGAAUCAUGAACGUUUUUACGAGCAAGUCUACACUUCUCAUCCUCCUGGUGCUUUUUACGCACAAUGGCGCUUUUUCAAUUGAAAAUUUCGAGUUUGAAAAUGAUUAUCGACUGCCAAAAUCUAUCAUACCGAGAAAAUACUUUAUAAAUUAUGAUGAAAUUGAUUUUAUUGCGGACACCUUUAAAGGUUCCGUCGAAAUACAUGCUGAUGUCAAAGAGAAAACAAAUAAAAUUUCACUUCACAAAGGAAAGUAUUUAAAUAUAACAGAUGUGAAAAUUAACAGUUCGAUUAAAAAAAAAGAUGAAAAGAUCAAUGACAAAGCCGAAACAUAUACAAUUUUAUUGGAUAGUGAAUUAAAAAAGUCGAUUCCACUUGUUUUUACGUUGAAUUUCCAAGGCAAAUUACGUGAUGAUAUGAUUGGUUUUUACAAAAGCUCUUAUAAAGAAAGCAAUAAAGAGAGAUAUUUGGCUGCUACUCAGUUUGAAAGUACACACGCCAGGCACGCUUUUCCUUGCUUUGAUGAACCUGCUUUAAAGGCAAAUUUUUCAGUGACAAUUAAACCGCCGGGUGACAAUUAUAUAUGCUUGAGUAAUAUGCCUCAAAUUUAUACAAGAAAAAAAAUCUGCAAAUUUGAACAGAGCGUUGAAAUGUCAACGUACUUGGUGGCCUUCAUAGUAGCUGACUUUGAAGCCGUGAAAGAUGAAAAAUUUGCAGUUUGGUCUCGUAGAGACGCCGUCGACCAAAGCAAAUAUGCACUUAAAAUCGGUCAGGCAUCGCAAGAUUAUUUUUCUAAGCACUUAAAUAUUUCCUACUCACUCUCGAAGAUGGAUAUGGUUGCUGUGCCGGAUUUUUCCGCCGGUGCCAUGGAAAAUUGGGGCUUGAUCACGUAUCGCGAGACAGCCGUACUGUACGAUGAAAAUCAUUCAUCGAACGCCGCAAUGCAAAGGGUGGCCUCGGUCAUCGUUCACGAGAUGGCCCAUCAGUGGUUCGGUAACCUCGUCACGCCUGAAUGGUGGAAUUAUUUGUGGCUGAGCGAAGGAUUUGCUCGUUACUACGAGUACAUGGGAACUCACGCGUUACAACCUAUGUGGGAAAUGGAGAAACAAUUUGUCGUGCAGCAGCAUCAAACAGCUUUGGCAGUUGACAGUCUUGUUGAUUCCAGUCCAUUGACUAGACGCAAUAUUACGACGCAAGAGCAAAUCGGUACGACAGGAGGUUCGAUAACGUACAACAAAGGCGCAAGCAUUAUCAGGAUGAUGCGACAUACCUUUGGCUCUAAUAUUUUCGACGACGCGCUGCGAAUUUAUCUGAAUGAAAGAAAAUACGCCAAUGCCUCUCCCGAUGAUUUAUGGGAAGCUAUAGAGAAAAGUCUAAUAAAACAUAAGGCCGAAAAAUUACCCGUUAAUGUCUCGUCUAUAAUGAAGACCUGGACUGAACAAUCCGGUUUUCCUUAUAUAUCGGUCAUGAUAAAGCAAGAUACCAUAACUUUAGAGCAGAAUCGAUUUUUAUUGCAAGAUCAAAACGAAGUCAGCGACGAUUUUAAAUGGUGGGUGCCUAUAACAGUUGCCUCUUCAGGCUGGAACAACGUCACCGAGAGGCAAUCUACAAAACCAGUUUUCUGGUUGAGCGAGAAGAAGAAAAGUGUUAAAAAUACAUUUGGAAACGAAUGGAUUAUUUUUAAUGUUCAAUCAGUUGGUUAUUAUCGAGUUUUGUAUGAUGAAGCUUCAUGGAAAAAAAUUUUAAGCAUCUUGAAUAGCAAAGAUUUCGAAAAAAUUAGCGUUGAAAAUCGAGCCGCCAUAAUCGAUGACUUGAUGAAUUUUGCAAGAGUCAAGAAAGUAUCGUAUGACUUAGUAUUUGAAGGACUAAAAUAUUUGAAAAGGGAAACUAGUUAUCUACCCUUCAAAGCUGCGUUCAAUGGUAUUGAUUAUUUGUCAAAAAAACUUAUUAAUGACUCUACAAUUGGAGAAUUUUUCCGCAAUCAUGUGCAAGCAUUACUUUCUAAAGCGUACAAAAAUUUAACUUUCAAUGAUAAACCUGAUGAUAAACAAUCAACAAUUUUACUUCGUCAAGAAAUAAAUAGUAGGCUUUGUAAUCUCGGGCAUUCAGAUUGCAUUUUGGACUCUUUGAAUCACUUUUACUCUUGGAAGAAUAGUAAACAAGGAAAAUAUUCUGUCCCGAAAAAUCAGAGAGGAGUCGUUUAUUGUACAGCUAUGAAAUAUGGUAAUGAAGAAGACUGGGAGUUCUUGAGACUCGCAUAUGACAAUUCUAAUGUAGCUGCUGAGCAAAUAGUAAUUUUAAAUGCACUAGGAUGUACGAAAGAUAAAAAACUACUGGAAAAACAUUUUCUCAAUGCACUAUCAGGAUUCUCAAACAGUGGCAUUCGUAAGCAAGACAUAAGUUAUGUUUUUAGUGGCGCCCAUUCUUCAAGCCCCGACAAUGCUGAAUAUAUUCUAGAUUUUGUCAAAAAUCAUAUCACUGAGUUACACAAAUACUAUAAAAAUUACGAAGAAAUUGUAAGCCUCAUUAAUGGAGCAGUGAAGAGUUAUCAAACUGAAAAUAUUCAUAGAAAAUUGAAAGAAAUGAUAGAGAAUCCUGGAGAACUGAAAGAUAAUGUAAAAUCUUUGAAUAAAUCGUUAAAAAUCGUUGAAGACGAACGAAAAUGGUUUGAAAGAGCUUACGCAGGUAUAUCAAAACUUGUUGCUCCUGAAAAUUAUAAUGUUUUGUAUCGUUUGCCAAAAAAUAUUCUUCCAAUUCAUUACAAUAUUGAACUUGAGCCUUUUAUCAAAGAUCCCAAUGAUUUUACUUUUAACGGUAAAGUCGAAAUAAUAGCCAAUGUAACCAAAAGUACUGAGAAAAUAGUUCUUCACGUAAAUCAACUUCGUGAUCUGAAUUUUAACAUUUAUGAAGAGGGCAAUAAAGAAAUUUUAAUUAAAAGUUUAGUACCAGAUGAUACUCAUGAUUUUGUGAAGAUAUAUCUCAAGUAUCCAGUAAGGAAUGGAACAAUAUUGAAAAUAGAUGCCACUUUUGUUGGAUAUUUGAAUACCGAAAUGCGAGGUUUCUAUAGAAGUUCAUACAAGAUAUCUGGCAAAACUAGGUGGUUAGCUGCUACGCAUUUGGAGCCAACAGGAGCCCGGAGAGUGUUUCCAUGUUUUGACGAGCCUGCUUUGAAGGCCACCUUUAAUAUAAGCGUAAUGGUUCCUGACAGUACCUAUACUGCCGUUAGUAAUAUGAACCGCAUAUCAAAAACAGGUAACUUGUGGGUAUUUGAAAAGACACCGCCGAUGUCGACGUACCUAGUUGCUAUCGUAGUUAGCGAUUUCCAAAAAAAAUCAGCGGAUGAACAGUCUAGUCCAACUCUCAGCGCAUAUGCCAAUCCUAAUGUGUACAAGCAAUUGGAAUAUGCGCUCCAAGUCAUGCGUCCAAUUGUAAUGUCGUUCGAAGAAAAACUCAAUUUCACUUAUACGCUUCCAAAGCUCGACAUGUUUGCUCUGCCAGAUUUUUCUUCCGGUGCCAUGGAAAAUUGGGGUCUCAUGACUUUCCGUGAGACUAAUUUACUAUAUGACGCGGAAAAAAUGUCGAGUAUCACAGCGAAGCAGUCUAUUCACAACGUCAUCGUUCAUGAAAUCACUCAUCAAUGGUUCGGUAAUCUUGUUAGUCCUCUUUGGUGGGAUUACGUGUGGCUAAGCGAAGGUUUCGCUCGAUAUUUCCAGAAUCACAUGUACUAUAAAGAUGCGGAGAAUUGGAAUUUGGAAGGUCAGUUCGUUGUCGAUCAUCUACAAACAUCAUUUUCCACAGAUGGUACGAACGGCACUCAUCCAGUUUCUGCCAAAGUUUACACUCCAAGCGAAAUUAAAGGAAUUUUUGAUAAAAUUUCAUAUGCAAAAGCUGCGAGUUUAAUCAGGAUGUUAGAAAAAUUAACUGGACCAACAGCUUUUUACGGCGCUCUUCAAGAAUAUCUGAAAAAUAGGCAAUACUCGUUUGGCACCCCUACUGCACUUUUUAUACCAUUCCAAAAACAAAUAGGAGGCGGUAAAUCAUUGACAAAAUUCGAUGUUAUCGAAGUUAUGAAUUCGUGGACAAAACAACCCGGAUUCCCCGUUGUGCAUGCCAGUUUUAAAAAUGGCUCGAUGACUUUAACACAGAAGAGGUUUUAUACCAGACCUCCGAAUAAUAGCAAUUCAAAAUCGAUUUGGAAUAUACCGAUUACGUACACAACCAGAACUGUUGCCGAUUUUUCUGAUUUCCGUGAUGUCUUUUGGCUAAAGGAUAAAACGGCAACCCUCGAAGUUCGCAAUGCUAAUAUUAACGAUUGGAUCAUAUUAAAUCUCCAACAAGCAGGUUACUAUCGCGUAAAUUACGAUGAGGCAAUGUGGCGUCUCAUCAUUUCCGAUUUGCACUCGGAAAGUCGGGAACGUAUCCACCCAAUAAAUCGAGCCAAUCUAAUCGAUGAUCUUUUCAACCUCGCCCGAGCUGGUGAAAUUGGCUAUGAUAUCGUUUUGUCAGCUACGGAUUACCUCGUUAAUGAGACUGACUAUGUGCCUUGGAAAGCUGCUUUGACUAAUUUAAAUUAUCUGACCAAACGUUUUGUCGGUCGGGGUUUUGUCGAGCAGGCAUACAAAGACUACGUCAUCAACCUUUUAGAGCCGAGUUUUAAAAGAUUAGGAUUUUUUGAUAAAAAAGAUGAUAAACAUACUGAUAUUUUACUUCGAAAAGUCGUGCUCGAAACACUUUGCGCCUUCGGUUAUGAAAAAUGCAUCAAUGAAGCCAAAAAAUUAUUCGAAGAGGAGCGAAAACAAGUUAUUCCAAUUGUUCCACCUAAUCAACAGCUGUUUGUUUAUUCAGCUAUAGCUAGACAUGGUGAUGAACGAAAUUGGAAUUAUUUAUAUAAAAAGUUUACUGAUUCUAUUUACGCAACUGAAAAAUCGACGCUUAUAACAGCUCUUGCAUGUUCCAGUAAACCUGAUCUAUUAAACAAGCUUAUGGAACUAGCUAUUACACCUGAUUCGGAAAUAAGAUUACAAGAUGUUCAAAAAGUUUUUAAUAAUGUCAUUGAUGGUGGUCCAGUGGGGGUGAAUGCAGCAUUAGAUUUCAUCAAUAAAAGUUAUGAAGAUAUGUAUAGAUAUCUCGGUGAUUAUAGCGUUGCCAAAAGUACUAUAAGUACAAUUUCAAAAAGACUGUCGACUCAAGAACUCGUUGACAAGUUUAAAAAGUUUACAAAAGAUAAUCUAAAACGGAUGGAAAGCAUUAAAAAAACGCUGCAAUCGAGCGAGAACCGAGCUAAAUUCGAACUGGACUGGUUCAAUGAAAAUGCAAUGAAAAUAGCUAUGUCGAUUGAUACAAAAUUGUUUACAAGGAAUCCAUAUAGAUUACCUGCGGUUGCCAUUCCGAAACAUUACGACAUCAGCUUAAAACCAGAUUUUGAGACAUUUACUUUUAAUGGAUCCGUGAAAAUCAACAUUCUCGUGCAGGAAGACACAUAUACGAUAACAUUGAACGCAGCUGACAUGGAUAACAUCCAAGUAUAUUAUAAUGAAGUAAAGGUUGCACACAAAUAUGAUUCAACUAAUCAAUACUUGAGAAUAUAUUUUGCUGAGGAACUUCAUGCUAAGGGGCUCAUUUGGUUGAAUAUAUCCUACAAAGGCAAUCUACGCGAUGAUAUGAAAGGAUUUUAUAGAAGCCAUUACAUUAAUGAAAAAGGAGAAAAAAAAUGGUUAUUGAGCACCCAAUUUGAACCAUCUUACGCUAGAAGAGCUUUUCCAUGUUUCGAUGAACCAUCAUUCAAAGCAACAUUCAAAAUAAGAAUAUCAAGACCUAAUAAUCUGAGCACAUUGAGUAACAUGGGAUCAAACCCGAAAACAACACCCGAUGUGGAAGGUCGAAGUUGGGACGAGUAUGAAACCACUGUAAACCAAAUGUCGACGUAUUUAGUUGCUUUUGUAGUUUCUGAUUUUGUUAAAACUACCGAUAUACAAUCAAGAGUUAACAUAUGGUCCCGGAAUCAAUUGAAGGAUUACAUGAAGGAAUCGGUGCGCAUUGGACACAAUGCUUUGACAUAUCUCGAAAAAUUUUUACAGAUCAACUACACAUUUCCCGAGAUGAACUUCGUAGCAGUACCGGAUUUUGAUAUGGGUGCCAUGGAGAACUGGGGACUAGUAACUUAUAGAGAAUACGGACUUACCUACGACUUAUCUAAAAUCUCAGCGACUUACAAAAGAUAUGUCGAAACAACCGUUGCUCAUGAGUUAGUACAUAUGUGGUUUGGAAAUUUGGUCACAUGCGAUUGGUGGGAUUACACAUGGCUCAAUGAAGCUUUUGCUGAGUAUCUGUCUUAUGUCACUAGUGAUGCGAAUCAACCAACGUGGAAGUUGAUGAAACAGUUUGUCGUAAACAACUUGCAUUCGGCGCUUGCAGCUGAUGCCAGCGGUACAUCUCAUCCGAUGAAUAACAAAGUUUUAACUCCGAGAGAGCUUCAAGAUGGAUUCGACAGCAUUGCUUAUGCUAAAGGUUCCAGCAUUUUAAGAAUGAUAGAUCAUAGUUUUGGACCAAAAGUUUUCCGUUUAGCUUUGAGACUCUAUCUCGAGAAGCACAAGUACAAAAAUGUACAUCCUCAGGAUUUAUACAAUGUAAUAGAGAAUAAAAUUGCAGCCGAAAAGAUCAAAAUACCCGGUGGUUUGAAGGUUAAUUCUUCAACUGUCAUAGACAGUUGGACGUCCCAAUCUGGUUACCCAGUUGUUAACACCAAGCGCUAUGGUUCUACUAUCGAAAUCUCACAGGAGAGAUUCUACAUAUCACAACCCGAAAAUGGAAUUAAAAAUAAAACUUUGUACUGGAUACCCAUUACUUACAUGUCCGAGAGUAAUGCAAACUUCAGUCAUACAUUGCCUUACACUUGGCUGCAUGGCACCGUCGAAAAUCUUUAUGUAUUCCCAACUGAUAAAUGGUAUGUUUUGAAUGUUCAACAAGUCGGAUUUUAUCGCGUCAAUUACGAUGACGCCAAUUGGAGGGCUUUGAUUCGGGUACUUAAUAGUCCAAAUUACCAACAAAUCGAAGAAGUCUCGCGAGCUCAGUUGAUUGACGAUUCUUUCAAUUUGGCUCGAGCUGGUUAUAUAAAAUACGAGAUCGCUUUGGACAUUAGCAAGUAUUUGUCUCAAGAAACAAUGCUUUACCCGCUAAAAGCGAUGAAUUCAGCCUCAGAUUAUCUUGGACGUAGAAUAGAAGCAAGAGAAGACGUGAAAAAGCUUUAUUCAAAGCAUAUUUUGAAUAUUCUUGAUAAAGCUUAUAAAAAGUUAGGCUUCGAAGAAAAUAUGAGUAAGGACUCUCACUUGGAUCAACUAACGAGAGAAAUUGUUCUCAAAUUGGCUUGUAAAUAUGGACAAGAAGACUGCAUUAAAAACGCUAAAUCAUAUUUCUCAAGUGAUUUCUCAAGAAUUACUCCCAACAUAGCAGGAGCUGUUUAUUGUACUGCUAUCGAACAUGGAUCAGACAGCGAUUGGAAUAUUUUGUGGCAGAAGUUCAAGGCUGCCAACUUGGCUACAGAUUACCUUACAAUUCUCAGAGGGCUUGGUUGUUCGAGAGAAGAAUCUGUUUUAACAAGAUAUUUAGAUUAUGCUAUUGAAAAAGAUUCACCUAUUCGAAGACAGGAUAUAGGAACAACUUUUUCAUCGAUAUACUCGUCUAGUCAAAUUGGUAUGCAGACCACGUUGAAAUAUAUCCUUCAAAAUCCUGAAAAAUUGAAGAAGUAUUAUGGAAAUUGGGAAGAUGUCAGUGGUCUCAUCAAAAAUGUCGCUGGUUAUAUCACAACGACGAAGCAAUUGGAUAUGCUAAAAAAUGCUAACACAAACAUAAAUUCAGAGUUUGAAGAUGCUGUUAAAUCUGCAAUCAAAUCAGCGGAAAAAAAUCUGAAGUGGUUUGAUGACAACGUUGAUGAAAUAUACGACUGGCUAAAAACAAAUUAUGACAGCAUCACAUUUAAAAGUUUGUGAGCAAGAAGAGCAGUUGGAAUGAAAGUGUACAUAUUAAUAUUAAUUUUAAUACGAAGAA